Molecule: messenger RNA, 1051 nt
Organism: Stomoxys calcitrans (stable fly)
Lineage: Eukaryota; Metazoa; Arthropoda; Insecta; Diptera; Muscidae
Product: alpha-tocopherol transfer protein-like
Exons: 4
Coding region: 75-980 (301 amino acids)
Cellular component (GO): membrane
Molecular function (GO): phosphatidylinositol bisphosphate binding
Source: RefSeq, a predicted model, not a curated record
UUUGCAGGCACAGAAAAUAUAUAACGAAACUUUACGAGUAGCUUUCUAAAAUUAUUUAACGAAAUUUCGUGGCGAUGUAUAAAUCCUUAAAAGAUCCUUUUGUAAUACAACAUGAUGGAUUUGAUUUUAAAUUUGAUUUUGGCGAGCCAAGUCAAUUCGCGAAAGAUGUGGCUAGAACGGAACUUCGAGAAACUCCCGAAAAUGUGGAGAAUGGCUUGAAAGAAUUACGUCGGCUAUUGAGAGAUGAGCCCAACUUACACUGUCCUUUGGAACAUGAUUUAUGGCUAAUGAGUUUCUUAAGACUAGCUCACUUUUAUCCGGAGGAAGCCCUAAAGAAGAUACAAAAUUUUUAUAAAUAUCGCCUCAAGUAUCCGGAAAUAUGCGAAAAUUUGAAUUUGUCUGCAAUAAAAGAGUACUUGGAAGGCUAUCAUGGAUCUAUGUUGCCACAGCGGGAUCAAUGUGGAAGGCGUAUAUAUUUAGGUCUAUGUGGCAAAUAUUGGAAUCACAAAAAAUGGCAUAGAGAUUACUCACUGAAAUCUUUUUUAAUGCAUUCUGAAUAUCUGAGAUGCGAACCAGAAACCCAAAUUUGCGGCAUACACAUAAUAGUGGAUAUGGAUAGCUUAACAGUACGCCAAGCUUUGCUUAUUACUGUGCGCUAUCUUCAAUGUCUGGUAGAGUUAGUCCAGAGUGGCAUGGGCAUUCGUAUCAAGGGUUUCCAUGUACUUAAUCAGCCACAAAUAACAAAUGUCAUCUAUUCGCUGGCUAAGCCUUUUAUACAGGAGAAAUUUGUUUCUCGCAUUUAUUUUCACGGCAAAGAUAUGACAUCGCUGCAUCGCCAUAUAUCACCAGAAUGCUUGCCCAAAUGUUACGGUGGAACACUGCAGGAGGCAAAACAAUCAUACGGUCCUCAAGUCUAUGAAUUGUUUAAGAGAUAUGAGCAAGAUUACCAACAAUUUGCUCAAUAUGGUUAUAGAAAAUAAAAGAUUUGAGAUUUUUGUUGUUACAAAACUAAGAAAAUAAAAUUGCAGAGUAAAGUUUGUAUGGGACGAAA